CUCAACUUGAAACAUCGAUCUGGAGUACCUGUUCAAGUAUGGGAAGCAGUUGAAUAUGAUUUUGAAAUCAAUGGAAAGAAGGUGGAUAAAGCUGUCAUAACUCAAUUUUUUGCUCUAUCGUCUAAGCAAGAUGAAGACAUAUUUAAUGGCUAUACUCUUGUCAGUACCAAGAUCUCCAUCUAUGAUUAUGAUGUAUCGAAAAAAGUCUACACUUGGACGGAGGAAAUCACAAGAGAUUACAUGAACUUUCAAGAGGUUCAAUCCAUCGAGAGUAUUCGUUCAUUAACUGAAAAAGUCAAUUUCGCGUCUACCGAUAAAAAAGUGAUCCUUAACUUCAUAUUAGAGUGCGAAGCUUUGGAUCGUAAAUACAAUGCUUGCAUCAGACACGCGGAGGAUCGUGUUUACUUGCUGAGAGGAAAAUUCCUCAUGUUUCUCCUUGCACUUGAACCAGUCAGUGUACUGCGAAUCGCUGAUAUCCAAUAUAGCUUUACUGACACAAAAGUUGAAAUGGAAGUGACAUUUCUCGAUCUACCGCAUUUGGAAUACAUUUUCAACUCUAAAACUAUGUCUCUCAGUGAAGAGACAUUCGCAGAGAUGAUGAAAACUAAGGCUAACAAUGGAGACGAAUGCUUAGAAAAAUUAUCAAAAUAUAAAAAUAUAAUCAAGGUUGCCAUUUAUAGACCUUCGGAUGGCGUCUGUGGAUCUUUGAAUAGUCGCACUCUUCUCAAGGAAGAUGCUAAACAUGGACAACCAUGCAGUGUCUAUUUCUUUCCACUGAACAAUUUGCAACGAAUUAAACAAGAGUUAACACUUGACCAGGUUCAUGGUGCAUACUUGCAAAAGGUUGGUAUGAAAUUCCAAGCGUUUAACGGAAAAUUUGACACACAAUUUGAGAUCAUUGAUGUGAUCGACGUAACUAAAAAAGAAACUGGCUCCAAUGACGAUAUUACUUAUCAAAUCAGACAAAAUGCAAAGUUGAAAAUCGAUGAUCAAUUCACUUUGGCUGUUCCAGAUGCAAAAACUUUUGCUGAUUGUUACCGAAACUGCCAUGAUUCAGCUCAAGUUUCAUGCACUACUUUUUCAUUCUGCAGCACUGAUGGUAAAAUUGACUGUAGAGUAAGCAGCUUGCAGGUUUCUGAAAUGGCUAGUCGGGGUGAGCCGAUUGAAAAUGACCCAAAAUGUGGAAUUUAUUCUAUGAGUGUACUCGACAAUUAUUCAAGAAAGUCCAACAGAAAAUUUAAGACUCAGCAAUCAACCGCAAUUGAACAAGAUUCUGUGCAUUCUUGUGCAAAGGCCUGUCAUACCUCAUCCGAAUGUAAAUCGUUUCAAUACUGUUAUGGCUAUUGUAGUUUUGGCGAUUCAUUAUAUACAGAUGAAGCUACUGAAUAUGAUGAGGAAUGCAUGAUAUACACUCCCAAAGUAUCUGAAAGAUACCAAAAAACAGGCAACAAAAUAGUAUCAGAUGUAAUGAUGACCGAAACCAAACUAACCUUAGAUCAAUGUGCUUCAUUUUGUUAUGAGUUAUCUGAUGGCGAUGAAAUGGGAUGUAAAUCAUUUAAUUACUGCCCUAAAAGUAGAACAGAAAGUUCUUGUUCAUUGACUCAUUUCUCAGUUAAAAGUCCUUAUACCAAUACCACUGAUGGGGGCCAUUGUUCAAAUUACGAGUUAAAAGUGGAAUCGAAUGGAAAGAAAAGCGCUGAACGCGGUUCAAAUAAAGUGGUUAAAGGAACAUCGAAAUUGGCUGCUUUUGGUAUAAUAAUGAUGUUCGUGUUUGUCGGUGCUUUAUUGGGAUUCAUGGCUCCUUUUGCUUACUCAAAGAUUAAGAGGAUGCAUGAUGCUUCAAAGGUCAAUUAUGAUUUCACCUGGAAAAGACAAAAUGAGCAGCAGCUUUGAAAUGUCCAUUGAAUUUAUUUCAAAAUACUAACACUAAACACUAAGGUGGGGAAAAGAAUAUUAUUAUGAUGAAUAAAAUACGUAUGAUGAAGGG
Molecule: messenger RNA, 1987 nt
Organism: Tetranychus urticae (two-spotted spider mite)
Lineage: Eukaryota; Metazoa; Arthropoda; Arachnida; Trombidiformes; Tetranychidae
Source: RefSeq, a predicted model, not a curated record